AUGGCCGUUCAUGACUUGGGCGUAGACAUACUGGGACCUUUUCCCCCAGCGCGGGGACAAGUAAAGUUCAUCGUGGUAGCUGUAGAUCACUUUACCAAAUGGGUGGAGGUAGAGCCAAUGAAGAUGAUCACCACGGAGAAGAUUCAAACUUGGCUAUCAAGAGAAGUCAUGGGAAGGUUUGGCAUACCAUAUUCCUUAGUCACUGACAACGGGAAGCAGUUCGAUUGCCGCAAGUUCAGAGCAUACUGUGAAGGGUUGAACAUAAGGCUGAAGUUCACCUCAGUAGCCCAUCCGCAGACGAAUGGACUAACAGAAGCGUAUCGCACCACACCCAGAAAAGCCACUGGCGAAACUCCCUUCAGUCUGGUGUAUGGCACAGAAGCUGUGCUUCCAGUAGAAAUCGGCAUGCCUUCAUUGAGAGUUCAAGUCUUUGACGAAGAGAAGAAUGAAGAAUCCAUGCGAUUAUGCCUGGACCUAUUGGAAGAACGAAGACACCAGACUGCAGUAAGAGCAGAAGCGUAUCGAAGUCAGAUGGCUAAAUACCACAAUGCCAAGGUGAAGGGAAGAAGCUUUAUGGUAGGAGAUUUAGUACUCCGGAAAGCAGAAAUUGGCAAGGGAGCAGCAGGAGUUGGCAAACUAGGAGCCAACUAG
This is a messenger RNA of Mercurialis annua (annual mercury), 651 nucleotides long. RefSeq lists its product as uncharacterized. Gene Ontology annotation, molecular function: nucleic acid binding. The transcript is spliced from 2 exons. The record is from RefSeq and is a predicted model, not a curated record. Lineage: Eukaryota; Viridiplantae; Streptophyta; Magnoliopsida; Malpighiales; Euphorbiaceae. Gene Ontology annotation, biological process: DNA integration. Bases 1 to 651 code for a protein of 216 amino acids.